Glarea lozoyensis ATCC 20868 is the source of this 3114-nucleotide messenger RNA. RefSeq lists its product as uncharacterized. The transcript has 3 exons. Gene Ontology annotation, biological process: Golgi to plasma membrane transport; exocytosis. The record is from RefSeq and is a predicted model, not a curated record. Gene Ontology annotation, cellular component: exocyst. Bases 1 to 3114 code for a protein of 1037 amino acids. Lineage: Eukaryota; Fungi; Ascomycota; Leotiomycetes; Helotiales; Helotiaceae.
AUGACCGAUUACGCCCAAACAGUUCUAGACCAUUAUGGACUGAGUACUCCAUACCCCUUGGAAUGGCCGCCAGAGAAAGAUGAUAGUGAGGCAUCGGAGGAGGAGGAGGAACCGAUUGCAAAGCGGAUGACCAAAGUUCGAAGAUCGAAAUCUAGAUACUCGGCAUUAGCACGCGCAACCAGCGACAGGAGGAGUCUCGUUCCAGGAUCGCAGAAGUCGAAUAAUGGAGUUGAGAAUCUGGUGCAGCGGGACGAGCCUGAUCCACUGGGAAGCACCGAAAGCGUUGUUAGGAUACUGCGGCAGCUAGGGUUGCCAGUGCAAGAUGAUACUGGGCUUCGCAAUAGGUUCCUCCUCUCUUCGACCACCUUUUCACCGUCGCUUUUUCUCUCGCAAGUUCACUCUACUGCCUCCACCCAAGAUUUGCUGCAAGGACUCGAUACCCUUUCGCGAUCCAUUGACCAGAAGUCGGCUUCUUUAAAAGUGUUGGUCGAGUCCAACUUUGAGCGUUUCGUACGAGCAAAAGCCACCAUAGACAAUGUUUAUACCGAGAUGAAGUAUAGAGGAGAUGUCCCCGUUGUACCUCCUCCCCGAACUCGACCUCACUCUCGCCACGCUUCAAGAAACAGCUUUCGAGCAAGCAGUGGAAACCAAACUGCUAUGACUGCCAUGGCCCCAGAUGUCAAGAAGAAGAAUGCGCUUUCUAAGGAAAGCGAGUUUGGGGUUCUAGGGAUUAAAAAGCCACUUUUGGACGUUUCGGCAAAGGCAGAAGAAGUAUGGGGUCCUGCUCUGGGUGGCCGUGAAAAAGAGGAAAGCUUGAAGUCGAUGUCUACAAUUUUCGAACGCUAUAAAGAGAUGUACGAGGCCAGUGCUGCAAUUUCGGAUUGUAUCAAGAGAAGAGAUUAUGAAACGCUUGUUGAAGAAUAUAGUAAAGCACGAAAGUUCGCCGAGGAAGCGAAAGACCUCACUGAGAUGCUGGGAAACUCACCACCUACAGAUGCUCAAUUACAUCAGAUACUACUGGCCGCACGUGUCUGGCAUGAUGUUGAGGAUCAAGUCGCAAACUUCAAGCGAGAGUUGUGGCGUAAGCUCAUCGCUACUCAUGACCUUCCAAUGAAUGGCGAAACCCCAUCUGGUAGCCCGCAGGAUGGACAUAUGGAAUUGAUUGGCAUUCUGCUUGAACUGGGAGUAAAUGACAGUCCCAUCUGGGUUUGGCUUCUCAGUCGCUAUGAUCAUCUUAAGAACAAAAUCACUCUGACUUGGGAUCGUUCGAAGGUUGAAAUUGAAAUCCUUCGUCGUCGACUUGCAAAUGGUGAGCGACCAACAAACCAAGUUGUAGCUUCGCAUUUACGGUCUCUUGCACGCCAUACUGCGGAAGACAAGCCUACCUCAAUCGAUUCAGCGGAAAUUGUUGAGCUUUGGGAGAAAAUGUAUGGUCAUCUGACCACGCUGCUCUCUGCCAAAGGAAUUCUUGGAGAGGUUAUCGAGUUCUGGAAGACGGUUCAGAGUUUCCUAGACGGAUCGGCUCAACGAACGUUACCAACUGGUCUCAAUGGGGAGUCAAGGGUGCACCACAGACUAUCCUCGGAAGGUACAAUUGAAUUGCAGAAAGGCACUGUCGAGCUGAUCAGUAUGAUCAGGGAGAGAGUUUUUGGCUUCUUUUCUGAUCUUCCAACCGAAGACAUCUCCUCAUUGUUCUCUCCGAUACCAGCUACACCAAACACCCCUGGAUCCGCUGGAUUCGCUGGCUUAACACCAACUUCGAUACGAGAUCCACGAUUCAACUUUGACGCAAACAAUCUGCCACCACCGUCGCCUAAACGAGGAGAGGCUUGGGAGAAGUUUGCUUUUUGGCCACCUUGGUCGAAUUCGCUAAGCGGUGUACACUAUCUUGCCAAGCUGCUUGUAUUGCUGGGAACUGGAGCCGGCGAGAUGGCGUCUGUCCCGCUUAUUGGAGAAGGAGAUGGUGCUGCUUUAGAGCAACUAAGAAAUCUGAUCGGUGGUGCUAGAGAGAGAUGCGUGAGUGCGAUAUGUGGGGCAUGGAAUAAGGAUGCCGAAAAUAUCAAAGUCCUUGAAGAUUGGCGGAGAUCACCUGAACGCCGUAACUUGACUAGGAUGCCGGCGAAUUUUGGUGCUUUUGAGAGUGCUGUUCUCUCAGGAAUGCAAAAGAUACUGUACAUCUCUGAGGCUAAGGUGGGAAAUGCCCAGGUCAUUCCUCCACCACCGGCAAAGCUUUUGCAAAUGGUUCGAAGUCAAUUUGUGACGACACUCUACAAAGCUUUCAGUGGAUUAGUAGAGAAUUCGGAACGAGUGGUUAAAGCGACAGAUGAUGAUUGGACUACAGAGACUGAUGGGCUAGCAAGUCCAGUUGCAACGGUGAUAGCAACUAGCAUUGGAGCUGGAACUGUCAAUGCUAGCGAUCGAAAUGUUCGUAUGCUGUUGACGUUGAGCAAUCUUCAAGCUCUUCGCAUUGAUGUCAUUCCUAAUCUCACAACGCAAUUUGAGAACUCAUUUGCUGUAAAGCUGACAGAAGAGAGCAAAACUAUUCGUAAUGUUGUUGGCGAUAUUGACGCACGCCUAUUUCAAUCUUACACUCGUCCGGCUGUAGAAACCCUUCGCAAUAUCAUCAAGCGUGGUAUCAUGGCUCCUGAUUGGCCCCCAGCUAACGAGGAGAAACCGAAGGAAGUCAAGGCAUAUGUGUAUGAGGCUCUACUCAGCUUAGUGCUAGUUCACACCCAAGUCUCCACCACAGCAUCGUCUCUUACCUCUCAAGUUCUUUCAUAUCUUCUUGAACAAGUCUCCCGAGAGCUUUUAGAUGCUUUCAAACAACGACAGCGAUACACACUUUCGUCCCUUAUGCAGGCUACCCUUGAUGUCGAGUUUGUGGCUCAGACUCUUACUCAAUACACGACAGAUAAGGCUAGCGAAAUACAAAGUCAGAUCUAUCAAGAACUCGACAAGGGGACGGACAAUGAUGCGAGACAGAAACUGCAAAAUGAGUUGCCGGAAAUGAGGGCUGUGUUGAAGAGGUUGCGAGAAGGAAGUAAAAGCGAGUUUACUUGCUUCAAGAGACAUAGAAGAGCGGAUCGGCCGGCUGUUUCACCACCGCCAGUCUGA